AGAAGUGAGCCUCUGAUCGUCGACGGGACAUCAUGGAUUUAACUCGGUGCUUGUGGCUCGUGUCAAUGUUCUGCUGCUGGGUCUCUGUCACCUCAGUUAAUGCCAAAGGACGGGGGUUCAUCGGGGUUAAGGACCCUGAAAACUCUGGACAAGUUGUUGUGGACCGCGCCACUGCAGACACGUUGAAGAGUAACCUCACCACAGUCUUUCUCCCAAUCAUCUACAUUAUCGUAUUUUUGGUGGGACUUCCUGCCAACGGCAUGGCACUCUGGGUCUUCCUCUUCAGGACCAAAAAGAAGCACCCGUCAUCAAUUUACAUGGCCAACCUGGCACUGGCUGACCUGCUCUUUGUCAUUUGGACGCCCCUAAAAAUCGCCUACCACCUAAACGGCAACAACUGGAUCUAUGGAGAGCCGCUGUGCAAAGUCCUUGUGAGCUUCUUCUACGGGAACAUGUACUGCUCCAUAUUGUUCAUCACUUGUCUCAGUGUGCAGAGGUGCUGGGUGGUGGCUCACCCUCUGUCCCAGCAGAGCAAGAACACCAACGUGGCUGUUGGCGUGUGUGUCUCCAUCUGGGCUUUCAUCUGGCUCACCACCACCCCUCUGUACCUGUAUGACCACACUGUCAAGCUCAAAGACCCGAACAUCACCACCUGCCAUGACGUCAACAUCAUAGAAGACCUCGAAAAUCCAUUCCCCUCUGUCCAACUCCCGUUCUACUACUUCACUUUCAUGGCGGUCUUUGUGUUCCUCAUCCCUUGUGUAGUGAUCGUUGUGGCCUAUAUUCUGUUACUCAGAGCUCUGGGGAACAGCAUGGAGGAAAGUACGGCAUCAAAGAACCGACACAGAGCCGUGGUGUUGAUCGUGACCGUCCUGGUGACAUUCAUGGUGUGUUUCAUCCCCAGUAACAUCAUGCUGGUGGUGCAUUACGCUCUACUGAAGAAUGGAGUGAUAAAUAACGGUUAUGGCUUCUACAUCUCCACAUUAUGCCUGGCCAGUCUCAACAGCUGUCUGGACCCGUUCAUCUACUACUUUGUGUCCGAAGACUUCAGGAACCACGUGAAGAACACUUUGCUGUGCCGCAGCAGCAGGAGUGUGGAGAGGAUGAGAGUUUCAUUCAGCUCCAUGAAAUACUCCAGGAAGAGCAAGUCAUAUGUGUCAGACACAGGGAACACACAGAGCAGCUCAUGUUAGCCAGAUAAAGCAGAGAUAGCGUGUCUGUGCUUGCACUGGUGUGUUCAGAUAACAAGGCAUAACACAGGCAGUGUGGCACUGGGACACAUUUUAUAAAGAUAAGACUGUCAGUUGCAACCAGUUGACCUCGAGUCAUCUCAUAUCCAGAUGUGAACAUGACUGUACUGGGAUGAGAGCGGAAUUCAUUAUAAGAUGUGUUUUACUUCAUUAUGAACUGAUGUUUGGUUUUAAAAUGUGAAACAUUUAUGCAUAUUUUGUUAUAUUUAGUGUAAAUGUAAAUAUCAAUUGGGCCUUUUUAUGGCCUGACUUGGCGACACAGAUAAAUGUGGGUUUUCUAAGAUUUUCACUGCACUGAACGUUUAUAAACAAUGUCUGAUAUAAGAGCCAAACUGAACUGAUUUGUGCAGCGGAUCACUUGUGACUUAUUUUAUGUCAGUCUGACUUUGGUCAAAUCAUUUAGCACAAUUCCUGCAGCAAGUUUUAACGUAACUUUAACUUUUUAAACCACCUGUUGCUGAGGUGUUGAUCUAAUUUAAAGUUUUAAUGCGCCAAAA
Limanda limanda (common dab) is the source of this 1747-nucleotide messenger RNA. Its product is annotated as proteinase-activated receptor 2-like. The record is from RefSeq and is a predicted model, not a curated record. The coding region runs from base 33 to 1193 and encodes 386 amino acids. Gene Ontology annotation, biological process: phospholipase C-activating G protein-coupled receptor signaling pathway; positive regulation of Rho protein signal transduction; blood coagulation. NCBI's taxonomy places the organism in Eukaryota, Metazoa, Chordata, Actinopteri, Pleuronectiformes, Pleuronectidae. The transcript is spliced from 2 exons. Gene Ontology annotation, molecular function: thrombin-activated receptor activity. Gene Ontology annotation, cellular component: membrane.